This is a messenger RNA of Heterostelium album PN500, 2643 nucleotides long. It is a transcript of the gene kinX, whose product is annotated as LISK family protein kinase. The transcript is spliced from 3 exons. The record is from RefSeq and is a predicted model, not a curated record. The coding region runs from base 1 to 2643 and encodes 880 amino acids. NCBI's taxonomy places the organism in Eukaryota, Evosea, Eumycetozoa, Acytosteliales, Acytosteliaceae. Gene Ontology annotation, molecular function: protein kinase activity; ATP binding. Gene Ontology annotation, biological process: protein phosphorylation.
AUGAAUGGUGGAGGUAUAGAUACAUCGAUACCAUCCAUUGAAAAUGCAUGGACGAUUGCAUUCGAGGAUUUGGCGAUUGGCAGAGAGAUCGGAAGUGGUGGGUUCGGUAAAGUCUAUAUGGGCGACUAUCUAGGUACACCGGUUGCCAUCAAGAAGAUUCACAUUGCACCAGACGAUCCCAAUAGAAAGGAUCUCGAAAAGUUUUUACAUCGUGAAAUCGAGACCAUUAAACUGUUUAGACAUCCAAAUGUCAUUCAGUUUGUGGGUGUCGCCGAGAAACAAGGUAUCCUAUAUAUUGUUACUGAAUUGGUUCAGGGCGGUGAUUUACAAUGGUACCUAAAGAAUCGAUCCAUCGACCUACCAUGGCUAUUGAGAAUCAAUAUUGCACUGGAUGUAUCUUUGGCAAUGUCAUAUCUUCACAGUAAAAAUAUUGUACAUAGAGAUUUGAAAUCAUCUAAUCUUUUAAUUGACACUCAAUGGAAAGUUAAAGUUUGUGAUUUUGGUUUUGCCAGAAUUGUUGAUGAUGAAAAUAAUAAAUCAAUGACUAUUUGUGGUACUGAUAAUUGGAUGGCACCAGAAAUGAUAACUGGACAAGAUUACGAUGAAAGUUGUGAUGUUUUCUCGUUUGGAAUGUUGUUGUAUGAGUUGAUCACCAGAAAUAAGCCAACACCAAAUAUGAGAUUGGCAAACUAUAGUGUCAAUGCAGAGAUGAUGGUGUCACAGGUAGGCGCUGAUUGUCCAGAAGCCUUCUUGAUGCUGAUGCUCCAGUGCUCACAAUUCAAUCCAAACGAUCGUCCCGCUUUCAAGCUGAUCUCUCAGACCUUAAAGACAAUGAAAGUGGAUUUGUUUGGAGAGAAUCCAUCGCUUCAAUACCCAUCGUUGCGUAGCAUGGCCAACGGAACCAAUGGAGCGCCACCUCCACUUCCACAGCAACCACAGCCAGGAGGAUUGAUUGCCGAUGCCAAAAAGAUCAUUUCCACCGGCCAGUUUGACCAGAAAAAUAGUACCGGUACUGAAUCCGAUGAUUCCGAUUCCUCAUUCUCGUCAGACACUGACUCUGACGAUCAAAACCAUUAUCAAUCAACAAAUGAAACUCCACAAAAUAAUCAUCAACAACAACAACAACAACCGGCUGAUCAAGAAGAUGACGAUAUUGACAAUGACGAUGAGUUGGAAGUUAGAGAUGGAGAGGACGAUGAUUAUGAUGAAGAUGUAGAUGCUUCUGGUAAUGAUGACGAUGACGAUGAUAGUAACGCUCAUAUAACUCAGCAACAACAGCAACAACAAUCAGGAACCAUGUCAGCAUCGAAAAGAAAUGUUUCAUUUAAUAUUAGUAAGACUUCUUAUCAUACAUACGAGAAAGAGAGUGACUAUUCGGAUGACGAUUACUAUGACGAUGACGACUAUGACGACGAAGACGAAGAAGAUGAGAUCGACUAUGACGAUGAAUACGACGACGAUGAAGAGUAUGACGAGUAUGAUGAAAAUGAACAACAACAUCAUCAACAACAAAACCAAAGAUAUCAAAAUAUCGAUGUUGACUACGAUGCUGAAGAGGAUGAUGACGACGACGACGAUAGACCACCAUAUUCUCCUCAGAGUGACGACCCAGAUUCAGAUAUUGAUGAUGUCAUAAUUCAUGACGCCGAUGUUAGUUUCGAUUCCUCUGACCUGGUAAAAGAAGUGAUAUCCGCAGCAAACAAAAACAACAUCUCCAACACCACAGUAGAUAUUUCAGUCGACCAUACAUCCUCACCAACCCCAAUUGAACCAAUACAGGUAACCGAACAACCAAAAGAAGAAGAACAAGUACCAACAGCACCUGUUCAAGUUAUUGCUCAAGAAGAACAAACCAAACCACAACAAUUGGUGGAAGAAGUCAAAGUUGAAGAAACUGUAUUGCCAGUUGAAGAAAUCAAACCAAGUGUGGUCGAAGAAGUCAAAAUUGAAGAGAAUAAACCUGAAGAAGUUGUAUUACCAGUAGUUCCACCAGAGAAGGUGGAAGCCAUCUCUGUACAAUCAAACGAAGAGCAACAACAAUCACCAGCAGCAGUUGUUGCUAUUGAGGAAACUAAAGCACACAUUGUCGAAGAGCCUAAAGUAGAAGUUGUUGAGACCACUCCAGAGCCAGUAGCGGAAGUAAUCAACAAAUCUACUACUGUUCAACAAGAGACUACUAUUUCAACUGAGGAAAGCAAAGAAGUCAAACCAGCGGUGAUUGUAGAAAUUCACGAUACAGAUAAGAAUCAACAGCAGCAUCAGCAUCCAGCAGUUGAAACAAUGUCACUCCAUGUUAAUGCUGAUAAAUCACAAGAACUAACAACAACAACAACAACAGAAACAAAGCUUGAUAUAGUUGAACCAAUACCAACAUCACAACAACAACCACAACAUCAAAAAUCUGAUAUUUCAAUAACUACUACCUCUACCACGACAACACAAUCAUCAUCAUCAUCUUCUUCAUCUACAUCCAACAAAACCAAUUCACCAACUAUCAAAUCACAAGGAGUCGCAUCAAACUCGAAAACAGCAUCACCUAAAUUGGCAGCAACACAACCAACUUCCAAAUCGGAAUCCAGUGAAAAGGCACCAUUAAUUUCAACCAAAGUUCAACGUAAAUGUUGCAGCUGUUAUAUGAUGUAA